This is a messenger RNA of Athene cunicularia (burrowing owl), 2272 nucleotides long. RefSeq names its product stum, mechanosensory transduction mediator homolog (gene STUM). The record is from RefSeq and is a predicted model, not a curated record. The coding region runs from base 1 to 387 and encodes 128 amino acids. The transcript has 6 exons. NCBI's taxonomy places the organism in Eukaryota, Metazoa, Chordata, Aves, Strigiformes, Strigidae.
AUGGAGAAAAUAGAGAAUCAAGCCCAGAAGCUGAAAAGGCCAAAGAACUGGAACUUCUUGCAACAAGAGAGGAAAGGAGUGAAAGGAUUUAAAGACAGAAGCAACUUGGAUGAGGAGAAUGCUUUUGACAGGGAGCCUGUUCUGGUGUUUGACCACCCUCUCGGAACGUUUGUAUCUGCUUUCACCGUGUUGUGCGGAGCCCGGACCGACCUCCCCGACAGGCACAUGUGUUGUGUCUUCUGGCUGAACAUUGCUGCUGCUCUGAUUCAGAUCCUGACGGCCAUCGUGAUGGUUGGCUGGAUUAUGAGUAUAUUUUGGGGGAUGGACAUGGUCAUUCUCGCAAUUUCACAAGGCUACAAGGAACAGGGGAUCCCACAGCAGCUGUAGUGGCUGGGACAAGUAUGCUCAGAGAAACACGGCGAGAGAUUUCCUUGGGCAGCUGUGGGCCACGGACCUUUUCAUUACCCUUUGUCUUUCUUCUUCCUUUUUUUUUUUGUUUCCUUCUGUUUGAACCCGGUUCAUCUGCCCGUCCAGCGGAGCGGAGGUGCAGAGCAGCCGACGGAGACUUGCACUGAUGCCAUUGAGCAGCGGAGAUGGGGCAAGCACGGCGUGGGUUAGGACUGGCCCCAGCCAGCACUCGGUGGGCGGCCGAUGAGGAGGAGGACGGUGCUGGGAGGAGACAGACCCCUGGCGAAGGUGGCACCUGGGCAGGCAGCUGAGCCGGGGGAGCAGGAGAUGCUGCUUUCUCUCUCUUCCCAGGGGGAAGUAGCUGAAGAUGUUUUGCCUCCUUUUUAUGCUCACCGUUAAAGAAAACUGGCUGUGAACAUUAAAUGCCAAGGAGCUAUUAAUAGAUACAUGUACAGUAUGUAAAAGCAAACCAGUGGUACUUUUUCCUCACCCCGCGAGUCCAUCCUUGACUGCUUUGCGGUAGCGGAGGGCUCAGCCCAGCCUCCUCUACUGUCUGUAUAUAUAUAUGAUGCUCAAUGAAGCUCCGUCCCUGCAGAUGUCUUGAAAAACGUGCUUGCUGUAAAAUGUAUUGUAUUGCUGAACUGACUGGGGCCAUCCCCUGCUUCCAACCGCUGGCACCAUGUGAAGACCAGACCUCCCACCGUGUCCUGGGGAGACUUUAUCUAGCAAGGGACCGGUGCCCUGCAGCGCCUUGCCUCUAGGGUGGUGGGUGCAGCCACAUCCUGCCACAAGCUCCUAGUGUAAAACAAUACUGGGGGAGCCUCCAAAAAAAGAGACUUUUCAUCUCCUCCCCCUGAAAAGGACUUGCUGGCAGCGUCUCCGUGCUUUGAAAAUGAAUCCCCUUACAGCGCAGCGCGUGCUCCUGGCUGAAAUAGUGUCCGCGCUCCACUUCCCUGGGGGCCAAAUUAAUCACCGGGUGCUUUUACACCUUUUUCCGGAGCGCUGCAGAGGGAGGCCACCCACUCCGGGAUUCCCACCAACAUCGGAGCUGGACAACUUGCCUCCCACCGCUGCAAGCCGACCCCUGCCUCCUCGCCAGCGUGGCUGGAGGCCACAGCCAGAGAACGCUUGAUCUGGUCGAAGGUGCAUGGCACCAGGCUGUUCCAGUAUCAUCUGCUUUUUAAAUAUAGAUGUUCUAGAUGCAAGUUUUACAGCUGAAGAGCAAUAGCAGGUAACGAAGAAUAAAUGCAAAUGCUUCACUCCCAUCCACCGGCAACACAGUAUUUUCUGCUGCUCUUUCCUGAUUGUGAAAACCAGGUUUCUCAAAAAAAGGGCUUUAAUGAAAUAGUUCCUUGGUACUUGAACCCAGCCGGGCUGAACAGCUGGUUUACUACUCAGUGGAAAGCAAUUCCAGGUAGGAACCAAACCAAAUGUCUUUUUGAAAUUUGUGGCCAGUCGUAAACCAGUUUCAUUCUGGGUCAGCCCAACCGUUUCAAUGCAGAGCACGUUAAUGUUUUUUCUAAGUUCAUUGGUGUUGCCAAAACCGUAAUUACCAUGGAAAAGGUGCUAUGGCAGAUGACCCCUGCCCUCUCGGCCCUUUGCCCACCUGAUCGUGCUUGCUGCAGGGGCUCAGCCUUGCUCCCAGCCGUGGCACGCGUGCCUGGCAGUCGCAGCUGGGAAGGUCAGGGGGGCUUUGUGCCGAGAACGGCUCUGGCACGCAGCCGUGCGGUAGGGAGUGUUAGACGUGCGAGGUGCCUCCAUCUGUGCCGCAUCCUGUGCUUCCCGAGACACAAAGCCGCAUGUUCCUCCCUACGUGCAUUGACUGUCACACAUUUUAUUAAAGAUCUUUCAGUUCUGCUGGAAA